GAACCAAAGUUGAUCCAGACAGCUCCGUCUCUGAUCGCCGCCGCCUGCAUUUGCUCAGCGUUCAGGGGGUUGAAGCUGUCGGCGCACCGGGAGACGACGCGCGACGUCUGUCUCAUGUCGCGCGUGGACCCCGUCCAUCUGGAGUCGCUCGUCCUCUUCGUCGAUCAGAUCGUCGAGAAGGUGGUGCCGCAGGCGCAGGCCGCCGCCGACGACGGUCGCCAGCAGACGGCCGGUUCGAAGCAUCUGGACGGCGGCGUCGCCGAGUUCGAGAGCCCCACGUACGGCCAGCCGGAGACGCCGACGGAAGUCGAGAGCGUCUACUUCUGAGAGCGCACCCCGAAAUCUCCCACACGAGCGACAACAAAUUGAGCGCCUUUUGUUUUAUAUAUUUGCAACAAAAAAACAAAAAACAUUGAUUGUUUUUAUUUGACAGUUUGUUUGUUGCUCAGGAGACGCGCCUCAACUACGACUACUACUAUUAUUAUUUAAAUUUGUAGUUUUGUUUUCUUCAUACCAAAUAUUUUAUUGCAUAUAUGUUAUAUGUAUAAAAAAAAAAAAAUAUGUUAAAAACCAGCGCUGACUGGAUUUCUGGAGCGUUUUCCGCGCGCGCGUAUUUCAUAUUGAAAUUUUUCGUUGUUCGGUUCUUGUAAUAAUCGUCGUGUGCUGUGCGCGUUCGAUCGUCGAAUUUUGUCCUCUCGUCCGCGUCGUUGAUCUCAGUGUGCGUCCAGCAGGAAUGUCCAGGAAAAAGAAAGAAAGAAAUAAGAAACGGUGGAGGAGAGAUGAACGAGAGGCGAAACCGGACUUGCAUUACUUACAUCUAGUUAGAGUAUCUCUGCGUGUGCAUCUACAAGGACUACUUAGCAAACUUAGUUUAAUUAGGUAAUAUUUAUUAUUGAUCU
Messenger RNA from Nicrophorus vespilloides, 899 nucleotides. Its product is annotated as G1/S-specific cyclin-D2-like. Lineage: Eukaryota; Metazoa; Arthropoda; Insecta; Coleoptera; Silphidae. Gene Ontology annotation, cellular component: nucleus; cyclin-dependent protein kinase holoenzyme complex; cytoplasm. The record is from RefSeq and is a predicted model, not a curated record. Gene Ontology annotation, biological process: mitotic cell cycle phase transition; positive regulation of G1/S transition of mitotic cell cycle; regulation of cyclin-dependent protein serine/threonine kinase activity. Gene Ontology annotation, molecular function: cyclin-dependent protein serine/threonine kinase regulator activity.